Molecule: messenger RNA, 1574 nt
Organism: Rhopalosiphum padi (bird cherry-oat aphid)
Lineage: Eukaryota; Metazoa; Arthropoda; Insecta; Hemiptera; Aphididae
Gene: Stoml2
Product: stomatin-like protein 2, mitochondrial
Exons: 9
Coding region: 392-1420 (342 amino acids)
Cellular component (GO): membrane
Source: RefSeq, a predicted model, not a curated record
UAUUUUAGGCAUAUUACACUUAUAUGAUUUAAGGUAGACAUAAUACGUCUGUAAUGGGUAGUUCUGCAUAGUUCUGUGAUAUUAUAUUUUAUAUUUAUUUCUUUAAUUCGUUCUGCAGCAAUACUUAAAACUGUAUUGUUAUGUUGUGAUUUGAUACUUUUUCUGACACUGACCGAACCGAUAACAUAACACUAUUUACACUGAUAAUGCGGCUUUUUAAGUUUUUAAUAUAUUUUUAUCAUUAACUUGUUUCCAAACUCCAAAGAUAACUUUGAAAAAUUGCAAUACUAAUUCGGUUUCAUUUUACACGUUAUUCAUAAUUAAUUGUUUCAAUCAACAGUCAAUGAUCAUCAUUUAUCUUGAUUAUAGUCUUUUCAAAUAACUUGAAAUCAUGCUCGUUUGCAAACUCAAUCCGAUGCGGUUCACCACUAUUGUAAAGCAUCAAAGAUUUUUAUCGAGAGAACCAUCUAUCCUGUCAUCAAUUGCAUUGGCAAGAUUUAAAAGUAGUAAACCAUUCAACACUGGAAUUCUAUUUGUUCCGCAACAAGAGGCAUGGAUUGUUGAACGAAUGGGUAAAUUUCGGCGAAUUUUAGAACCGGGUUUAAACUUUUUGAUACCUUUCUUAGAUCGUGUUGGUUAUGUACAAAGUUUAAAGGAAUUAGCCAUUGAUAUUCCCAAACAAAGUGCUGUAACUUUAGAUAACGUAACACUCAAUAUUGAUGGUGUAUUAUAUUUAAAAGUCAGUGAUCCUUACUUAGCAAGUUAUGGAGUUGAAGAUCCAGAGUUUGCAAUUACUCAAUUGGCUCAAACUACAAUGAGAUCAGAAUUAGGAAAAAUAUCUUUAGACAAAGUUUUUCGGGAACGAGAAAAUUUAAACUAUGCAAUUGUUGAAAGCCUUAAUAAAGCAAGUGCAUCAUGGGGACUGAUAUGUUUCCGUUAUGAAAUUCGUGAUAUAAAACUUCCUAAUAGAGUACAAGAAGCUAUGCAAAUGCAAGUGGAAGCUGAAAGGAAAAAACGUGCAGCUAUUCUAGAUUCUGAAGGUAUUCGUGAAGCUGACAUAAAUGUAGCUGAGGGAAAAAGACAAUCAACAAUUUUAGCUUCAGAGGCUGAACAACAAGAGCAAAUUAAUAAAGCCCAGGGAGAAGCCAAUGCUUUAUUAGCAGUAGCUGAAGCAAAAGCUAAAGGAAUACGAUUGAUAGCUGAUGCUCUUAAACAAACAGAUGGUUAUAAUGCUGCAUCUCUUAAAGUAGCUGAAUCAUACGUAGAAGCUUUUGGAAAAUUAGCUAAAUCUACAAAUACAGUUAUUAUACCUAGCAACACUUCAGAUGUUUCAUCAAUGGUGACUCAGGCCAUGUCCAUUUACAAAUCUCUAACAAGUAAGUCUAAGCAGACUAGAAGAUUGAGCGAGGAAGACAAAUAAUCCAUUGUCAAUGAACUGAAUGCAUGUUAAAUUAUAAUAUAAUUUUAUUACAUUAUAUGAAAAUUUAAAAAGGUUAAAAUGAUGGUUACUACAACUCAUUAACAUUUAAGUGCUUAAUAAUUAUUAAACCUCAUGAAUUUUAUUAUAUUAUAAA